Messenger RNA from Neomonachus schauinslandi (Hawaiian monk seal), 2784 nucleotides. It is a transcript of the gene IRX2, whose product is annotated as iroquois homeobox 2. The transcript has 4 exons. Gene Ontology annotation, biological process: neuron differentiation; cell development; regulation of transcription by RNA polymerase II. Gene Ontology annotation, molecular function: RNA polymerase II cis-regulatory region sequence-specific DNA binding; DNA-binding transcription factor activity, RNA polymerase II-specific. Bases 54 to 1475 code for a protein of 473 amino acids. Gene Ontology annotation, cellular component: nucleus. The record is from RefSeq and is a predicted model, not a curated record. Lineage: Eukaryota; Metazoa; Chordata; Mammalia; Carnivora; Phocidae.
GCGCGCCUUGCCCGCUGCUCGGCGUGACGCGGGCCCCGUGCCCCGCGCCCACCAUGUCCUACCCGCAGGGCUACCUGUACCAGGCGCCCGGCUCGCUGGCGCUCUACUCGUGCCCGGCGUACGGCGCGUCGGCGCUGGCGGCGCCUCGCAGCGAGGAGCUGGCUCGCUCGGCGUCGGGCUCGGCGUUCAGCCCUUACCCGGGCUCCGCGGCCUUCACGGCACAGGCGGCCACCGGCUUCGGCAGUCCGCUGCAGUACUCGGCCGACGCCGCCGCCGCCGCCGCCGGCUUCCCGUCCUACAUGGGCGCGCCCUACGACGCUCACACGACCGGCAUGACGGGCGCCAUCAGCUACCACCCGUACGGCAGCGCGGCCUACCCGUACCAGCUCAACGACCCGGCGUACCGCAAGAACGCCACGCGGGACGCCACGGCCACGCUCAAGGCCUGGCUCAACGAGCACCGCAAGAACCCCUACCCCACCAAGGGCGAGAAGAUCAUGCUGGCCAUCAUCACCAAGAUGACCCUCACGCAGGUCUCCACCUGGUUCGCCAACGCGCGCCGGCGCCUCAAGAAGGAGAACAAGAUGACGUGGGCCCCGAGAAACAAAAGCGAGGAUGAGGACGAGGACGAGGGCGACGCUGCAAGGAACAAGGGGGAGAGUCCCGACAAGGCGCAGGAGGGCACGGAGACGUCGGCGGAGGACGAAGGGAUCAGCCUGCACGUCGACUCGCUCACGGACCACUCGUGCUCAGCCGAGUCGGACGGGGAGAAGCUGCCGUGCCGGGCCGGGGACCCCCUGUGCGAGUCGGGCUCGGAGUGCAAGGAUAAGUACGACGACCUGGAGGACGACGACGACGACGAGGACGAGGGCGAGCGGGACCUGGCGCCGCCCAAGCCCGUGACCUCGUCACCCCUCACCGGCGUGGAGGCGCCGCUGCUGAGCCCCCCGCCGGAGGCCGCGCCCCGCGCUGGCGGCGGCGGCAAGAUGCCCCUGGGCAGCCGGACGUCGCCGGGCGCGCCGCAACCCGCCAGCAAGCCCAAGCUGUGGUCUCUGGCCGAGAUCGCCACGUCGGACCUCAAGCAGCCAAGCCUGGGCCCGGGCUGCGCGCCGCCAGGGCUGCCCGCGGCCGCCGCGCCCGCCUCCUCCGGGGCGCCGCCGGGCGGCUCGCCCUACCCCGCCUCGCCGCUGCUCGGCCGCCACCUCUACUACACGUCGCCCUUCUACGGCAACUACACAAACUACGGGAACUUGAACGCGGCGCUGCAGGGCCAGGGCCUCCUGCGGUACAGCUCGGCGGCCGCGGCCCCCGGAGAGGCGCUGCACUCCGCGCCCAAGGCGGCCAGCGACGCGGGCAAGGCGGGCGCGCACCCGCUGGAGCCCCACUACCGGCCCCCGGGCGGCGGCUACGAGCCCAAGAAAGAUGCCAGUGAGGGCUGCACCGUGGUUGGUGGGGGCGUUCAGCCCUACCUAUAGAAGGCGCCCUGCGCAGCAAUGCAAGUAAGUGGGCACCCUGGGGUUGCCUCCCACUGUGGGGGAGCCUCCAGCACCAACUGCACUGUAAACUUGCUUACUGUAUAUUUCUUGCUUCUUGUCGUGGAGUCUGAGGACAGAGCCUUGCAAUGUUCUUCGGUGUUGUUUUUUUUUUUCCUUGAAGUGGGAAAGUAGCCAUUCUGUUUUCUUAGAGUCCCUCUUUUCCCACCCAAGUUCUGCUGUGACAAAUCGCUCCUUUAACGGGAACGUGUAUAUUGCACCACAGCUGUUGUUUUCUCUUUGAAAAAUACAUUAUUAAAAUUGGGGUAUUUGUAUGCCGUUUGGAACAUUUUUUACUACACUAGACACGUAAUAGACACUGGCUUUGAUGAGCUAGUGCUGCUGAAGCCUGGGGCAUCAGGACCCUUUAGAGGUGGUGUUUGCAGAGUAAGCCUAAGAGACGCGAGAAGCACUAGCCGUUUAUCAGGCCUGCCCCCGUGUCCAGAUGGACUAGAUAGGACCCUGCGGCUCACCUGGCUCACAGCAGUAUCUCAAAAAAAUCCCUACCUUACAGCUAGGCAAAAUCACUAAUCACGGAUCUGGAUGAUGUCGGGAAAGAGGCACAAUCACUUCAGAUCCACUCGUUUUUAUACUGUGAUGAUGUUGGUGUGCAACUGAAGGAUUUGGGAUGAUUUGGUUUUUUCCUUGGUCCACAGGUAGGUGUCACAAUUGCUUUGGAAAAAAAAAAAAAAAGUCAGCAGGCCAUUCUCUCUCCCCAAGUUCAUAAAUAAACAGAUAUAAAAAUCACAUCUCUAAACCCGGACCGCAUCUUGUGCCGCUGUAAAGGAGAAGGAUCCACAGACUCUAACCGAACAGACCUUUGUUGGACAUAACGUGAAUUUGUUGGCAUAGUAUAGCUUCCCCAAUGUAUGUGUGACUUCUGAAAACAAUCUUUUUUCUCAGGAUAUCUUGAAUUGAUCACUUCAUUGCCACGGUAUAUAUUCUAUAGGUGUGAUAGGAUUUACUGUAAAAUUUAUUUGUAAAAGAUGUACACAGUAGAAAUAAAAUGUGAUUGAAGAACUUGAGUACUUAAGAAGUGGAAACAAAUUUGAUAUUUAUUUUUAUAAUGAUAUAAAGCUUCUAGUAAUUUAUGCAAGUUGUAUUGCAAUGGAAUCUAAACUUUUUGUAAAUAAAUUCUGCCUGGUUUUUAUUUGAACAUUGCUGGUUAUACAAUCUUUGUUGGUUGUUUAACAAGAAUUCUUUACUAAUUUAUAUCUUAAAUUGUAAAUAAAAACAGACUAGUCUACGACAA